CAUCUGAAAUAUACAAAGGCAACUCAGUGGAGGAAACUACAAUUGACUUGAACGUUCUAGAAAAUGAGCAAGUUCAAGUGUAAGUGUCUAAAUAUCACUAUUCAUGUGAAAGAAAAAGCGACUCGCGAAGCGGAAGGAACAGCGUUUGUCUCUGAGAAUUGCUCUGAACCUUUUUUCACCAAGGAGCUGUACGAAGUUGAACUGGCUGUCGGCGGAAUAACAAAGGUGAUUUGUAGCGUACGUUUCAGUAUCCGGACAGGGAACACUAAGGGAUAUUUUAAAGUCGCGUCGAGCUGUGCAUUAUCGGUGACAAGCCGCAAAGCCUUGGCGCGCUUUUUCCAGUUAUACCCGCGGUACUCUUUUUAAUCAUCUUUGCUUCGCUUUUAAAUUUCUCGUCGUUUACCGUCGCAUUUCCCUUCACCGCCGUAAGGAAGUCGGCCCCGUGACUUGUCGAGCUUAUUGCAUCAGAUUUCUGGCAUGGAAUUCUUGAAUUACUAACGGGAAAUUCUACACCAGCGAACAAGGGAGUACGACAUGACCUGAAGUGAAGCUCUCUGUUAGACUACUAACAUCGAUGUUUAUUGCUAAGCUAAAUAUCAGCAAACAACUGGAAUGCCGAACACUUAUAUCGUCCUUUGCCUUCGGGUUAAAGAGCCAUAAAUGUUCUCCGUUUCAUUUCGUUACACCUUGUAUUUUCUAAUUGCACCUAUAAAUAGAAAGGGAAUUGAGACUGGUCCCGAGUCGCAUUGCAGUAUUAUACAUGUACCGCUUUUUGUAGUGAUCAUUUGAUUUUUCUAUUUUUUUUCCCAUAUUUAUAACCUCACGUUAAACAUUGGUAUCUUGAAAUAAAUUUUUUAUUUGUUUUGGUUUAAUCCAGGAAGUUGGAAGUCUUGUGAGAGAAACCAAAGCUGAAGACUGGGAUGUUUUCUCUUGUAUAAACUGCAACAUGGAUACACAUGCUUUACACGCCGUGAAAAAGUACGACCGAGUAUUAAUGAGUAGAGGAAUGGAGGUAAGGACAUAACCAACUCUUCUAUAUAUUGCUGCAAAGCUGAAAAAAAAUUGUGGUUGUGGUUUCUCUUGCUAAGAAUCAGCUGGAAAACAAACAGUUAGCUGUUUGUGGUAAUGGUGGGGGUAAGAUUGACAAAGUUGAUGCCUGAUGUGAAAUAAUUCAAUUUCAGGGUUGGUUAUUCAUCUCUAUACUUCUUAUUUAACUUAACUCUUUUGAGUGGUCAGCUCUGGAACUAUCAUCUUUCCUGUACCUGCUUUUAGAUUCAAACAGAUGAACAGGUGUUUUCUGGUGUCUUAUUAUGUAUCCACUUUGUCCUGGGAAAUUGUCAAUUGAUAUUGAAAUGUUACAUUUGGCAUACUAAAAAUUCUAACAUCCAAUACCAAUAACCUUUGACUAAUGACAGUUUACACAUAUAAAGAUAAUAUUUUGUUGCGAAGAUCAGUUAGUUGGGUUUAUUUGAAGCUUGGUGAAGACCAUCAAAAUAUGAUUUGUUUAUCUUUUGUUGUCAAUUUCAGAGUGAUCCAGUUGUUCACAGUAAAAGUGCCAGUUCCUCUGAAUAUUCUUCAAUCUUCAAACUUAUUCUAAAACCUGCAAAAGAAAAUGAUCCAGAUAUUGUGGAUAACUCAUGUGAGUGAUUAGAUGUAGCAUCUUGGUAUAUGUUAGCUUUGAACUAUUCUGGCACCUUUUUCUAAUUUUGAGAUUUCAAACUAAGAAAAUUCUUCUCAUGUAUCCCUUUAAUUAGCUUAUUGUUAUAUCAAGCAUUAACUGCCAGUGUACCAAGGGUCUGUUUACAUCAAGCUAGGGUAGUACAGUUGUGAACAAGAGUUAACCAGUUCAGAAGGGAAACUUGGUAGAGCUUUUAGUUCCACUUGGUCUGUCACUGUGCCUUUCCAAAAUGUCAUGGUGUUUUCAACUAAUACCUUGAAAUAUUAAGGGUUAAAGUUGUUAAGUCUGUACUUGGUCCAAGAGACCCACAAGGUACCAGAGCUUAUUCUCCUUGGAUGGGAAGCAAGUCCCCUGUGGGUUAUCCCAAAGUUUUACAGGCUUCCCUUUCAGUUUGAUACAUAUACAUUCUUCCAGGUAGACACUGAGAGAGUUCUUCAGGGUUUCCUGACAAGAGGGCAACCUAUGAGCUUUGACAUCUGGACCCCUGGACCCAGAGUCCAAAGGUCCAACUGACAAAGCUUCUGGGUCUCCCAAUAUUUCCAUACAAUGAUAGCAAAAAAGGGUAUAACUAUUUGUAGCAGAAGAGAACUCCCCACACCCCUUCCUGUUGUCAUCGUACCAUUAGACAAUUACUUUCUGACAAUCUUUGCAGCAUACUUCCAUGACUCUAGAUUAAAUUAUGUUACUUCAUUGAUUAAGCAUGGGACAUUAUAAUAUAUAUAUAUAAUCUGAUGAAAGUUGGUAACAAAAUGAGAUAUUUGCUUUGUGUGAACAGAAAUUGAAGCUGAGUCUUUUUAUCUGUAAAAACACUCGAUGAGAUUUAACUUUCUUUGAUGUAAACAAAAAAUUAUGAUAACGUUUCUGUUCAAUUGAAAUUAAAGUUAGAAAACAUGACAGUGGUGAGUUUUCAAAAUUCCAUUGUGUUGACUCUGUAAACCUAUCUAUAGAGGAAGUCAAGAUAUUAGUGACAUGUGACACAAUUGUGACAUGUGACACAAUUGUGACUGCUCUAUGAUCAUUAAGUCACAAGAUCAAACUAAAAUUUGCUUUUUAUGGCAAAUGAUUUCUUAUGAUAAUGUUUCAUAUUAAAAAAUAUCACUGACAUUUUAUGGAGAUUGACCUGUUUACCCUGUAGAUAUUACAUGUAUAUAUAAAGGAAGAGAAGCUCUGAUGAUAUUUUAGAACAGUAUAAAAUUUGUAGUUGGUUGUGUUUAUGAUUAUAAACAAGGAAAACUAUUUGAUCAGUUGCAGGCAACGCUAUUUUGUUGGGUCAAGACAGGAUAUCUCUUGCCAUGGUCAGUGUACAGGAACAAGUCAAAAAAUUCCUACAAGCUGAAGAGGAUGCAAUGAAUGAAAGAAUAAGGUAACAGUGUCAUUGUUAUUCCACGUCAUGUGUGAUAUGAUGUGCAAGAGAAACCAGUGGCAGGUUCUGAGGAUCAUCAUUUGUGGAGUGGCUUGAAAAAAUGGGCUAAAACAAGUUUCAGAAUAUUUUGUGAAUCAUUGUGAUCAUUGUCUCUCAUUAGUCAUGUGUUCUUCUUAUUUUUUUCCACAUUUAGAAAAUUUGUAGCGGCGCAAAAGGAAGCAUUUACAACCCUUCAAGCACAGGUGUUCAAGGAUAAACAAGCUGUUUACUGGUAUGUAACAUGCUUUUGAUUUUCACUAAUUUUGCUGUGAUUUCAGUAUGUUUAUGAAUUAACCCUUUAACCUCUAAGGGUGAUAAACUUCUAAUUUCUCUCAACAGUAUUGCCCCUGAAUCAAACAAAAAGGUCAUGAGAUUAAAAGAAAUGAUGUAGAAACUCAAUAAGGUCUUGAUUGUCAGGCAAAUUCUCUUUUUCUGCACUCAGGGAAAUAUAUAGAGAACAGUAUGGAGAACUUGGAUACUGAUCUUUGGGUGUAAAGGGUUAAAUAUACUUGAUGUGCUUGUCAGAGAGCAAAAUUAUUUCAGUUUCAUUAACAAUAGGUCAUGUGAAAGUCAUUACUGAUAGUAAACUUGCUCUUUUUUCACAACAGUGCUAUCAAAAGAGAAGACGAAAAAGCCAUGGAAAGCUCUCUGGAUGAAGCUAUGGCAGAUAGUUCUUUUGACACCCCUGUAUUAUUUAAACCUGGUAUGAACAGUCUUUCAAAUGUGAUAUUUGAUUAUAGGGACAUAAAUUUUUUAUCAGUUGUGUCCGAAGUUUAGUUUGAUGAAAUAUUAUGUAGGUCAUGUGUUUAGAAGGUUGCAUUCAAAACAAUUUUGAAAUGCUCUGCAUAUUAUUUGAAAGUGGUAGACACCUUUAUUCUCUUGUCCUUUUGAUGAUAAUUUUUUUUUUUAAAUUCUACUGUGUGAAACCAAGAGAUAUCUGUUAAGCUUUUGCUAAAAUCCUGCUAAAAAAGGAAAGCACUUGUUCAACUGUUUUUUAUCUUUGUGGAAACUGUACUUUAGUCCUUUAACAAAGUCUCUGUUAGUUCUAAUUUUGCAUUCUGCCUCCUUUUCAGCUGUUUCAACUCGUGGGUGGAAUGACCAUCCCCCUGCCCAAGUCAACCAAGUCCACAUAACUCAGGUGGCUCCUCAUAAAUAUCCAUUGAACCCAGGUGCUCAUCCUCCUCGCAAGACAACCAGACGUCCACACAAAUCACAUCAAAAGAAAGAAUCAGAUGCUGAUCCAGUGUUUUCUUUAGAUGAUUUUACAGAUGACUGUGAACCAUUCUUUGAGUCCGAAGAAGACGAGCUUAGUAGCAGUGGUAUGAAAACAUUUAUAUUGUGUAUUGAAAAAUCUGUUGUGCACAUCCAUACAGGGUUUGAUCAGGUUUACAAAAACUGAUAGUAUUUCCCAUGGUGUGUUUCCCCAAACAGAAAAACAUUUCAUUUGAUACAUUUAUUUAGGUACAGAUAAAUCAAACAUUGCUUUCAACUGAUAAUUUGUACUAAAAGAUGACAAUUGUUUCUUUACUAAAACGUUCUAUUUUUGGCUCCUGUAGAUUCUAGGCCAGUACAUCUCAGUUUUAAGUUUGAACUUGAUACCAAAGAGUUUAGAGAGAUUUUAAUCUGGUGGACUAUGUGCACAAAAUUUGUAUCAAAACUUUUUACAAUAAGCACUAGAGAAAUAGCAUUGCAUUCAACUGCUCUCUGCUCCUAAUUUACCAUCACCAAUAACAACUUGACCAGAAGAUAUUGGGAUUUCUUUUUCCAUUUUUUACAUAAUAACAAUAUAACUUGUUAUUAUUUUAUAUACUUAAACAGUGGAUAAGGUUGAAGGUGCAUUCUGACUGGCUACUCAAACCCAGAUAUCCUUUGCUAUUCACCUCUGAGCAACUUGAACUGGAUUUGUUUCUGAAAAUGUUGUAAUUGUUUCAGGAAUAAAUUAGUUAAAAUCAUCUUUUUCUGCUACAUUAUCUCAAUGUUUCGCUUUACAACUCAGUAAAUAUCCACCAUUAGCCACCUCCACUCCAAGGAAUAGUUGUUAAUCAUUCUACACUGUAUGUUUUCACAAGACAUAUUUUAUGCCAGAUAGAGAUUUUACUAACACUACUUUACUUUGACCAUGGUAGAUAACAGCUUUCAAAGUGAAGAGCCUAUCCAUAACCCUGGAUUAAGGAGUGUCAAAAAAUCUACUCAAUAUUCCUCUUCCCUACCCAUAAGCAUGCCAGCAGGGAAAAUUUCUCCUCCUAUGGAUGAUCAAGAGGUAACUUCAAUUGUAAGCUAUAAAGCAUAGUCAUCGGUAUUGAAAGUCGUGUACAGUUUCUGCCAUAUGGCUUUAGGAAACUGACUGUUGUUUAAAAUAUGCAGAAAUUAAGGUGGAAAUUAAACUUUUAAAUUGCUGCAGCUGAAGCUUUCAGAAAUUUAAGGUGUCUUCUCUUGAGAUUUAUAUUCUAAAACAUGCCAAAGGACUGUUUAAAUUAUCAAGCAAUCUCUCUUCAGAGACAAAUGUGUACAUGCAUUUUUUUCUUAAUCUGAAUAUUGUUAUCUUAUUAUUUCUUAUAGCUUGCUAUACCUGAACCAAGCAAAAUUGGAGAAUCCAUGAAAGCAUUAGCCCGCAGUGUUCACGACACAUCUGAGAAGCUGUUUGGAGAACUACCUAGACCAAGACGGAGCACUUUCUCUCACAGAUAGUAUAAGGACUAAAUAUUAUAUUAUUGUAUUCUGAGCAUAGUCAAAGGAAAGCGCCUCUGUACACUAUGCAACAAACAUUUUAUUAAGAUUAAGGGUUAAACUUUGAGCUGCCAUAUGUAACAUGGAUUGUUGGAUUGAUUCUAUGGAUAAAGCUUAAUUGUGUGUCUUGUGCAAAAAAUAAAAAAUUAAACAGCAUGCACAAAAAAGGUGUGAAUUUACCCAGAGUUACUGGUAAAAGUAAAGAAGCAUUUUGAAAAUUGUGGUUAUGGACCUUUUAGUGACAUGACCAAAUGAAAUUGGCAAUGCUGGAUGGUUGUGAAUAUUGCGGCAAUGUGUAGUAUCGAAUAAGUUCACUUUCAAAAGCUUUGCAUUUAAGUAUCACAUUUCAUUGCUAUAUUUGACAACUUGUGCACUCUGUCGUGCAAUUAAAAUCAGGGUGAUAUAUGAUUAUACUUUAUGCUAACAUAAAGAAUGAUUACAACUAAAUCCCUGUGAUGGACCUCUGAGAUUAAGAAACACACAGCUCGCUUAGAUUCAAGUCUACAAAUCAGGUUACAGAUAUGACCCUUGAAUCCUCUGUAAUGUUAAACUUGUCUACUAGAGAGGUUUGCUGAGGAUUUUGUCAUCCAUGUUAAAUGUUAGAAAAAGAUGCUGUGUUUUAACUUUGAAGCAUGGAUAUUAAUUAACAUUCAGUAACUGGGAUUUCUUUAACAUUGUCUUCUUAGUGGUCAGAAUUCAGUG
Molecule: messenger RNA, 6509 nt
Organism: Pocillopora meandrina
Lineage: Eukaryota; Metazoa; Cnidaria; Anthozoa; Scleractinia; Pocilloporidae
Source: the annotation of a GenBank genome assembly